Molecule: messenger RNA, 876 nt
Organism: Pyrgilauda ruficollis (rufous-necked snowfinch)
Lineage: Eukaryota; Metazoa; Chordata; Aves; Passeriformes; Passeridae
Product: UDP-glucuronosyltransferase 1A1-like
Exons: 2
Coding region: 1-876 (291 amino acids)
Molecular function (GO): UDP-glycosyltransferase activity
Source: RefSeq, a predicted model, not a curated record
AUGGCCCCGGGGCUCAGUGCUUCUCCAGCAGUUGUGCUUCUGCUCCUGUCCCUGCUGGGUCUGGCUGCUGCUGGGAAGCUCCUGGUGGUGCCGGUGGACGGGAGCCACUGGCUGAGCAUGCGGGAGGUGCUGGACAUGCUCCAGCAGAAGGGACAUGAGGUGGUCGUGGUGGCACCUGAAGUCUCCAUGCACCUCAAACAAUCAAAGAACUUUGUGAUGAAAAUGUACCCUGUUCCCUACACAAAGGAAGAGAUGGAGAAAGAUUUCAAAGCAUUUUUUCAUGGUUCGUUUGAAGAAGGUACUUUUUUUGGCAGAUUUUUUCACUUACUUGAAGGUAUGAAAAGACUCGGUAACUUUUGGGUCUCCAGCUGUGAACAGCUCUUGCAAAACAAAGAGCUCAUCAGGUACCUUGAGGAGAGCAAGUUUGAUGCCAUCCUUACAGACCCUUUCGUGCCCUGUGGGGUGAUCCUGGCUGAGCAUCUUUCCCUUCCUUCUGUCUAUUUCUUAAGAGGAAUCCCGUGUGGGUUGGAUUUUGAUGCCACUCAGUGUCCAAAUCCUCCUUCCUAUGUGCCCAAGGUGUUUACAGACCUUACAGACCGCAUGACCUUUCUCCAGCGAGUCAAGAAUCUGCUCUUUGACAUCCCAAAUAUUUUCCUCUGUGAUUUUGCCUUUGAACCCUACUCAAAACUGGCUUCAGAGUUCCUGCAGAGGGAGGUGACUGUGCAGGAUCUCUUACGGAAGGGCUCUGUUUGGCUCCUGAGGUUAGAUUUUGUGCUCGACUACCCAAGACCCUUGAUGCCCAACAUCAUUCCAAUUGGAGGAGUAAACUGUGCUCACAAGGAUCUGACUCAGGCAGCUGUUCCUUCUGGCUUUUAA